AUGAGCUCAAGGGCAGCUGCAGCCUCUUCCAGGAGAAAGGGGAAACGUAGAGAGAGGUACGACGACUCAGAGCAUCCAGAGGAACAUGCUACUCUACUUGGAGACGAUACAGCGGAGAAUGAGUUCCGAGAUGAGGAGGCGGAGGCGGAGAGGAUCCCCUUGGGUCCCGAGCGUUCAUCAAAGUCAUCUAGCCAAGACAAAUCGCGCACUGUGCCCUUCCGUCCGCCAGACAAGCUACGCAACAAGUUCUCUCCUAACAUCGUCCGCAACCAAAAGUACAAUGCGUUCACAUUCCUCCCAAUCGUAUUCUACGAACAGUUCAAGUUCUUCUUCAACCUAUAUUUCCUCCUAGUCGCACUCUCACAGUUCAUUCCCGCUUUGAAGAUUGGCUUCAUCGCCACGUACAUCGCGCCGCUUGCAUUUGUACUCUGCGUGACCAUGGGCAAAGAGGCGUACGACGAUUAUAAACGCAAUUUGCGUGAUCGCGAAGCAAAUUCUGCGCGAUAUCUAAUCCUCGAAGCCACUCCCUCAUCGUCUAGCUCACAAAGAGACGAGGCGGACAGACCGCAUACGCGAUCCGUGCCCUCAUCUGCGCUGCGUGUCGGCGACCUCGUGCUACUCGAGAAGAACCAACGCGUGCCCGCCGACCUGGUCUUGCUGCGCACGUCUGACCACUCUGGCACGUGCUUCAUUCGUACUGACCAGCUCGACGGUGAGACGGAUUGGAAGCUGCGAGUCGCAGUGCCCGUGUGUCAGAAGCUCGUAAACGACGCAGAGCUGCUAAAUCUUGACGCCGAGAUAUAUGCGGAUGCACCAACGAAAGACAUUCAUACCUUCAUCGGUACUUUCACCAUCAACUCUCCGCCAAUGACAUCCGAGAAUGACAAUGUACUUUGGGCAAAUACGGUUUUGGCCGCAGGAUCGGCCAUCGGCUUCGUCGUCUAUACUGGUUUAGAAACGCGAGCAGUCAUGAACACAAGCCAUCCGGAGACAAAGGUUGGUCUUCUGGAUUUGGAGAUCAACAGACUGGCGAAGAUCCUCUGCGCGGUCACAUUUGCGUUAUCCUUCGUACUUGUUGCUCUUAACGGCUUCCGGGGACUUUGGUAUAUCUACAUUUUUAGGUUCUUGAUUCUGUUUUCCUCCAUUAUACCCAUCAGUCUACGUGUGAAUCUGGACAUGGGCAAGACUGUCUAUGCACAGCAAAUCAUGACUGACAGAGAGAUACCCAACACGAUCGUGCGGACGAGCACCCUGCCCGAGGAGCUCGGGCGGAUAGAGUAUCUGCUAAGUGAUAAGACUGGCACACUGACACAGAACGAGAUGGAGAUGAAGAAGCUCCACAUGGGCACCGUGUCUUACGGAUUUGAUUCCAUGGACGAGGUGGCGCAUCAGCUUGCCAUGGCUUUCGGGUCCACCACGACGGGAGCGCAGCUUGCCACGAGAGGUCGCAGGGACAUGUCCUCGCGCGUGCAUGACGUUGUUAUUAGUCUUGCACUGUGUCAUAACGUCACUCCGGUCACGAACGACGACGGUACUGUGACCUACCAGGCCUCUUCUCCCGACGAAGUCGCGAUCGUGAAAUGGACAGAAUCGGUCGGACUCACGCUGACAUUCCGUGACCGCACGCGUAUCGAGUUGCAGACGCCCUCAGGCGUGCGAAUCACGUUUGACGUCCUCGAUAUCUUUCCGUUCACAUCCGAGUCGAAACGUAUGGGCAUCAUUGUGCGUGAUGCGCAGUCCGGCGAGAUCACGUUCCUGCAGAAGGGUGCUGAUGUUGUGAUGGCGCGCAUCGUGCAACGCAACGACUGGCUGGAAGAGGAGUGUGCCAACAUGGCGCGAGAGGGUCUGCGUACAUUGGUCGUCGGGAGAAGGCGGCUAACAGAACAGGCCUACUCGAUCUUCAAAGAGCGCCAUCACCAAGCAAGCAUUCGGCUGGAAGGCAGGAACGAGGCGAUGACAGCAGUGGUUGCAGACAUCCUCGAACGAGACCUUGAGUUGUUGGGCCUGACUGGUGUCGAAGACAAGUUACAGGACGAUGUCAAGUCGACUCUGGAGCUGUUGCGCAAUGCCGGCAUCAAGAUCUGGAUGUUGACAGGAGACAAGAUCGAGACCGCCACAUGUAUUGCCAUCUCCACGAAGCUCGUCGCAAGAAAUCAAUAUAUUCAUCAAGUCGCGAAAUUGAAGACUUCAGAUGAAGUACGAGAUCAGCUUGAAUUCCUGCAGAACAAGCUCGAUUGCUGUCUGGUCAUCGACGGCGAGUCGUUGCAGCUCUGCUUGAAUUUGUUUAAGAAUGAGUUUGUCGAGAUUGCAACCAAACUCUCUGCUGUCGUAGCGUGUCGGUGUUCGCCUACGCAGAAAGCGGAUGUCGCGCGCUUGAUUCGGAAACAUACCAGAAAGCGCGUAUGCUGUAUCGGCGAUGGAGGAAACGAUGUCAGCAUGAUACAGGCGGCAGACGACUCAGGUGUCGGUAUCGUCGGAAAGGAGGGAAAGCAGGCGUCAUUAGCUGCAGACUUCUCAGUCACGCAGUUCAGCCAUCUCACCAAGCUCCUUCUAUGGCACGGUCGCAAUUCAUAUCGUCGUUCAGCCAAACUGGCGCAAUUUGUCAUCCAUCGCGGUCUCAUCAUUUCCGUGAUGCAAGCUGUCUUCUCUGCCAUUUUCUACUUUGCGCCGAUCGCAUUGUACCAAGGAUGGCUCAUGGUCGGAUAUGCUACGGUAUACACUAUGGCGCCUGUCUUCUCGCUGGUACUCGACCGAGACGUCAACGAGGAUCUCGCGCUGCUCUAUCCCGAGCUAUAUAAGGAACUGACAAAGGGCCGAGUUCUCUCAUUCAAGACGUUCUUCAUGUGGCUUAUGAUCAGUGUCUAUCAAGGCGCUGCCAUUAUGAUCAUGUCCUUGGUGCUGUUUGAGAACGAGUUCUUGAACAUCGUGUCCAUCUCCUUCACGGCUCUGAUUCUCAAUGAGCUGAUCAUGGUCGCGCUCGAGAUCACAACAUGGCAUAUAUACAUGAUCAUUUCCGAGGUCGCCACGCUGUUCUUCUAUGUCAUCAGCAUUGCAUUCCUCCCUGAGUACUUUGACCUGACAUUCGUGGUAUCGGUACGGUUUGCGUGGAAGGUCGCUGUGAUCGUAGCCGUAAGCGCGUUCCCUCUGUACAUUAUCAAGGUCAUCCGUAGUCGAGUCGCGCCGGCAGCAUCUAGCAAAUUAUUGUAA
Postia placenta MAD-698-R-SB12 is the source of this 3207-nucleotide messenger RNA. RefSeq lists its product as hypothetical. Lineage: Eukaryota; Fungi; Basidiomycota; Agaricomycetes; Polyporales; Adustoporiaceae. The coding region runs from base 1 to 3207 and encodes 1068 amino acids. Gene Ontology annotation, cellular component: endosome; trans-Golgi network; plasma membrane. The record is from RefSeq and is a predicted model, not a curated record. Gene Ontology annotation, molecular function: ATP binding; ATPase-coupled intramembrane lipid carrier activity; ATP hydrolysis activity. The transcript has 18 exons. Gene Ontology annotation, biological process: retrograde vesicle-mediated transport, Golgi to endoplasmic reticulum; endocytosis; phospholipid translocation.